AUGUCCCCCAACACCGCCGCCUGGCUCACCUCCAAAAACUCCUCCCCCUUGGACAUCAAACCCGCCCCAUCACCCCCCUCCCCGCCCCCAGCCAACUUCCUCGUCAUCAAAUCCCAAGCCGUGGCCAUAAACCCAGUAGACUGGUUCAUCCAAUCCCCCGGCAACCCCCUCUUCUCCUACCUCCGCUACCCCGUCAUCCUCGGUUCCGACGUCGCCGGCACGGUAGUCCGCUCCUCCUCCCAUCUGUUCGUCCCCGGCGACAGGGUCGUCGCUCACGCCUUCGGGACAGACCGCCGGUCUAACUCUUCGGCCGAGGGCGCGUUUCAGGAGUACGUCCUUGUUCGUGAGCACCUCGUCGCCAGGAUACCCGAUCAUGUCCGUUUCGAGCAGGCGGCUGUUUUACCUUUGGGUUUUUCGACUGCCGCCACGGCGCUGUUUUUGGGGCGGGAUCAGGGCGGGUUGGGGUUGGCGUUGCCGACUUCGCCGAGGGGAGAUGACAAGAAUCAGGUGGUUAUUGUGUGGGCUGGGGCGACGAGCGUGGGGAGUAACGCGAUACAGCUUGCCAGAGCGGCGGGGUAUGAGGUUUACACUACUGCUUCGGCGGGUAAUUGGGAGCAUGUCCGGCGACUGGGGGCGGCGGAGGUGUGGGAUUACAAGAGUGAGAGUGUGGUGGGGGACAUCAUUGGCAAGCUAAAGAGUGAGAACAAGGUGUGUGCUGGGGCUGUGGCUAUUGGGGCAGGGGCAUUGCCAAGAUGCAUCGACAUCUUGGGUGGCUACAGGACUGUGGAGGGCCAGCCAAAGUUUGUUUCGCAGGUAAGCGGGUCCAAGGAUCCCGGCGAGUUUCUUGGGUUGGGGGCGUUUGGGAUGGUGAAGCUUGUGGUUGAUAUGGUGUGGGCUGGCAUCACGACAGUGGCCAAGGCCAAGAUCAAGGGCGUGGGGUACAAGUUCAUCUGGGGAAGUGAUAUUGGUGAUGACAAGAACAAAGACGUGGCUAAAGCGAUAUGGAAUGUGUACUUGGCGCAGGCAUUAGGGAAGGGUGAGUUUGUGCCGUCGCCUGAGCCACAAGUUGUCGAAGGGAAAGGGCUAGAGAAGAUCCAAGAGGGUUUCGACACCUGUAAGAAGGGUGUGUCGGCGGCCAAAGUGGUCGUUCUCGUGUAG
Messenger RNA from Podospora pseudocomata, 1158 nucleotides. RefSeq lists its product as uncharacterized. The transcript has a single exon. Gene Ontology annotation, molecular function: oxidoreductase activity, acting on NAD(P)H. Bases 1 to 1158 code for a protein of 385 amino acids. The record is from RefSeq and is a predicted model, not a curated record. Lineage: Eukaryota; Fungi; Ascomycota; Sordariomycetes; Sordariales; Podosporaceae.